Dreissena polymorpha is the source of this 3904-nucleotide messenger RNA. RefSeq lists its product as uncharacterized. Gene Ontology annotation, molecular function: phosphotransferase activity, for other substituted phosphate groups. Gene Ontology annotation, cellular component: membrane. Gene Ontology annotation, biological process: phospholipid biosynthetic process. NCBI's taxonomy places the organism in Eukaryota, Metazoa, Mollusca, Bivalvia, Myida, Dreissenidae. The record is from RefSeq and is a predicted model, not a curated record. The coding region runs from base 238 to 876 and encodes 212 amino acids. The transcript is spliced from 8 exons.
AGGACGUAACACUCACAAAAGAGGACACUAGAUCCGCCCCUGUGAUAGGCUGGACAGACGCACGUUACGAGAGGGUAAAGCCGAACGGUCCGGAAACGGUGGAUUUAUGGAAUACAGUGUACUUCUGUACGUUCCAAACCUCAUAGCUCUAUUUCAGCACUGACGAAAUAGAGGAAAAUUUAUUCCACAGUGGUUUAUUUCGACAAUGUACGUCUGAUGAUGGGAUAAAAUGGAUUUAUGAACAAAAAAGAAAAUAAGGACAUAUACAACGUCCAUGAAGAAAGUGGUUUAAAAGGUUAUGUACGCCUUGCUCUGCUGGCAGUUGCAGCAGCUGUCUAUCAUCAGCCAUGGCUAUUCAUCACUCUCUACUGCCUCUACACGGCUCUUGAUGCUCUAGAUGGAUUUCUUGCACGAGCCUUCAAGCAAACAUCGGCCUUUGGUGCAUGGUUUGAUGUUGUAAUUGACCUGACUGGGCGUGGCAUGUUAUGGACAUCCCUCAGUAAGUGGGGCUAUUUUAUCAUGGUGAUAGAAUGGCUAACCUUUGUGUGCACACACUGUCGCGGACCAAAGUGGAAAAUCCCGGAUGAAAACUUUCCUUUGAUAUGUCGAUUGGUCAUGGAAAAUGGCUUUAAGAAUCCUAUGGGAGCAUUUGCAAUCAGUGGAAUAUUUAUGCUGCCAGUCUGGGUGUAUGUUUUACAGUCAGGACUUGCAUUGACACUCGGUCUGUCAGAUGUUGUACAACAAGGCGUACUGCUUUUGCUGGUGGUUGGCAGGAUAUUGGCUUUCUUUUCAGAGUUAUUCUACAUUCAUCAGCAUAUAAAGGGUUUGAUAAAUGAAGAGACAGCAUCCACGUUAAGAGUUAAGCCAGGAGCCUGAUUGAGGACAUCAAAUCAUAUUGGCAAACCAUAACAUUGGGGAGAAACACAUGACAACAUCAAAUCAUAUUGGCAAACCAUAACCUUGGGGAGAAACACAUGACAACAUCAAAUCAUAUUGGCAAACCAUAACCUUGGGGAGAAACACAUGACAACAUCAAAUCAUAUAAGCAAACCAUAACCUUGGGGAGAAACACAUGGCAACAUCAAAUCAUAUUGGCAAACCAUAACCUUGGAGAGAAACACAUGACAACAUCAAAUCAUAUUGGCAAACCAUAACCUAGAAGAGAUACACAUGACAAAAUAAAAACGUAUUGGCAAACCAUAACCAAGGAGACAGACACAUGACAUCAAAUCAUAUUGGCAUACCAUAACCUAGAAGAGAUACACAUGACAAAAUAAAAACAUAUUGGCAAACCAUACCCAAGGAGAGAUACACAUGACAAAGUCAAACAUUUUUUUAAUAUCUGCAACACAACUUACCAAAUGGGAGAGUAACAACAAGCCAGGAUUCAUUCAAAAUAAGAUAUGUUUGUCUUUUAGACUAUGCUCAAGUUAAUUCAUAAAAGUUGAUCUCAGAAAAUGCCUCUGCAAUUAAUACCAGUAAUUUUGAUAAUGGCCACACCUGAUUGUAUGUGCGUCUUAAUUAUUUGUUAACAUUUUUUCAUAUCUGGAUACCCAUCAAUUAAUCAUUCUGUUUCACUGAAGUAUUAGUUGAAUGGAGAGGAGCAAAAAAGAAAGACCAUUUGUAGCCGCAGAUGAGCUUUAUGUAUGUAACAUAAAAAGUCAUUGACACGUUAAAAAACAACAUGAAUUAAAUUAGUCUGUGAUAGCUUAAGUUGUAUUUCAAUCAGUUGUUUGUAACAUGUCUUUUAUGUAAAUGCUUUUUGUUAAUAGAAUCAUGAACAUCAUUCCUUUAUGAUUUUGCUAUCAUGGUCAAGAAAAUGUUAAAGUUUUUAUUGUAACACAUUUUUGUGAUUUUGUAGGUAGCUUGGUUUUACAGAUUAACACAAGAUAAAAAUUGCCUCAUUUAUGAUCACAUCACUUGAUAUUAAUAUUAAAGGGGAUGACUUGCUAAUAUAUAACCACGAGUAACCAGGUGGGUACUUUUACUAACAUACAUUUAGAAGUAUGAUAAUGAAACUUGAUAUACACAUGAGGUUAAUGCUCACCUUCAGUUGCUCAUCUUUGAGAUAAAAACUUGGAAUGUGAUGUUUGUGUAAUACAAAUGUUAUUUUGAUAUUUAUUUAGGGUUAUUUGUUCUGUAUGAAGUAGAUUUAAUUUGGUCUGAGACGUUAUAAGAACAAGUAAAUGAUUGGUCCAGGGCAAGUUCAAACCUAGGGGCAUGAUUUUACCAAACUUGACCCUUUCCCCCAUAAGAAUCAAAGUGAAAAUGGCUUUUGCAACCAGCAUAAAACCAGAACAGCCUGCAAAUAACUCACAGUCUGUUCAGGUUUUAUGCUUUUUACUGCUAAUCAGUAACUAAGGGUUGGAAAUGAAGCCUUUAAAACUUGAAUUUAGAAAGAAUUUGUUAAAAUGUUACUUUCUAAGGCACUACAAAUGUGUCAAAUUACGUAUCCUAGUUGUACAGGGUUAAGGACCAACAUAUGAUGUUACGUACGAAAUAUUAAACCUUUGCAUGCUGGGAAAUUUUUCGUCUGCUAAACUGUCGUCUGCUGAAUUUAUAAAAUUAGCAUUUUCUUAGAUUUUUUUCAAAGAAUACUAUCAGAAUAUCAAACAGUUUGGAUCCUGAUGAGACGCCACGUUCUGUGGCGUCUCAUCUGGAUCCAAACUGUUUGCAAAGGCCUUAAAAAUUCGGUUCCCGCAUUGUAAGGGUUAAACCCAUGACCUUAGCGAUCUUGGAGAUGUUUUUUAUUAUUAUUUACUAUUAAAGUACAUGAUUUAUCAAACUUUGAGAACCACCAAGCGAUGUUACAUGCCAAAUACCAAACAUCUUGGCCUGCAGUUUCAGAGUAGAUUUUCAAGUUUUCACUAUCCUUUUUUAUACUUUUGUGUCGAGUUAUUGUUAUUGCCUCAUUAUCGCUUUGUGCAAUGAGUAUGUAUGUUUUGAUUAUUGAAACUUGUAUUAUUAACUAUUCCUCUUUAAUAUUUUGUAUAUUUAAUCUUUAUUAACUACUUUUAUUAUGCCCCCCUUCGAAGAAGAGGGGGUAUAUUGCUUUGCUCAUGUCGGUCGGUCUGUCGGUCCGUCCACCAGGUGGUUGUCAGACGAUAACUCAAGAAUGCUUACGCCUAGGAUCAUGAAACUUCAUAGGUACAUUGAUCAUGACUCGCAGAUGACCCCUAUUGAUUUUGAGGUCACUAGGUCAAAGGUCAAGGUCACGGUGACCCGAAAUAGUAAAAUGGUUUUUGAAUGAUUACUCAAGAACGCUUGGGCCUAGGAUCAUGAAACUUCAUGGGUAGAUUGAUCAUGACUUGCAGAUGACCCCUAAUGAUUUUGAGGUCACUAGGUCAAAGGUCAAGGUCACAGUGACCCGAAAUAGUAAAAUGGUUUCCGGAUGAUAACUCAAGAAUGCAUAUGCCUAGGAUCAUGAAACUUCAUGGGUAGAUUGAUCAUGACUCGCAGAUGACCCCUAUUGAUUUUUAGGUCACAAGGUCAAAGGUCAAGGUCACAGUGACCCGAAAUAGUAAAAUGAUUUUCUGAUGAUUACUCAAGAAUGCUUUUGCCUAGGAUGAUGACACUUCAUAGGUACAUUGAUCGUGACUCACAGAUGACCCCUAUUGAUUUUGAGGUCACUAGGUCAAAGGUCAAGGACACAGUGACAAAAAACGUAUUCACACAAUGGCUGCCCAUAUGGGGGGCAUGCAUGUUUUACAAACAGCCCUUGUUUAUUUAUUAAUAUUAUUUAUGUAUAUAUACGUAUUUAAAAUGGUGAUGAUAACUUUCCACAUGCUUUAAUUUAAGUACUUAAUUUUCAUAAUUGUGUGUAUAUAUUAACUAAUGUUGCAUAUACUAAAGCUGUGUUCACAUAGGCUAUUGGCCUUCUAAAAAUGUUUGUAAAUAAAUAAAU